Salvia splendens (bonfire salvia) is the source of this 648-nucleotide messenger RNA. RefSeq lists its product as uncharacterized. The record is from RefSeq and is a predicted model, not a curated record. NCBI's taxonomy places the organism in Eukaryota, Viridiplantae, Streptophyta, Magnoliopsida, Lamiales, Lamiaceae. The transcript has a single exon. The coding region runs from base 1 to 648 and encodes 215 amino acids.
AUGUUUGUUAGCGAGGCAUGGACCAAAGUGUUUGAGGCCUCGAGGGUGACCAACCUUCCGAGAGUCUCUUCGGACCACGGCCCGAUCCUCGCAAGGUGCAAGUUGACGGGUCCUACCAUAAGGGGUAGUGCCUUCCGGUUCCAAAACAUGUGGAUCCGACACGAAGGCUUUAAGAAGAUUGUGCAAGAUGCUUGGGAGCAACCAACCGGGGCGAUCGGGUUACUAAAUCUCCAAAUCAAGUUGGUCAGAAGUAAAAAAGCCUUAAAGGCCUGGAAUAAAGAGACCUUUGGGAGCAUAGAUGCUAACCUCAAGCGAAUGGAAGAAGAGAUUGCGAAGGCCCAAGCAAACUUUGAAGCCGAUCCAUCGCCCCAGAACAGAACCGAGAUUAACAAGAACAUUGCCGAAUACAUCCUCCUACAUAAGAUGGAGGAGGACUUCUGGAGGCAAAAGGCGGCCUUGAGGUGGCUCGCGGAGGGAGACAGAAACUCCAGAUUCUAUCAAAGCUGGGUGAAACAGAAGAGGGUUAGGCUGCGAAUCCACUCCAUUUGUGCAAAUGGUCAGAAGAUCACGGAUGAAGCUGAAAUUAGAAAUUCGGCGGUUGAAUUCUUCCAAGGUCUCCUUGCACCGGGGCAUGGCUUGGGAUACUGA